AUGUCGCCGGAAGCCAGUGGGACCCCAUCCUCGUCGGCUGUAGAGCUGCAGCCUUAUCCAACAGAAGGCUCCAUCUCGAUAUCGGAGUUUCUAGCGCAGUCAGACCCUGCGAAUGCAUCAAGCCGCCCUGAGUCUCAAGGUACCAAGAACGAUGAUCCUGCGGAAUUUCUCCCGCAGCCAUCUACCACAGUGGGCGUGGUCGAACGGUGGAACCAUCCCCGCAUCAAUCUCUAUCGCACCUUUGCCACCUUUUUCGGCUUUCUGAUCAUGGGCGCGAACGAUGCUGCCUAUGGUGCCUUGAUCCCAUAUCUCGAACAUUAUUACCACCUCUCAUAUGUGGUGGUUUCACUCGUUUUCCUGUCGCCUCUAGCUGGCUACGCUGGCGCCGCUAUAUUGAACAACACCAUCCAUGUCCGUUUCGGCCAGCGGGGUGUUGCCUUUAUCGGUCCCUUCUGCCAUCUGGCCGCGUAUCUCGGGAUCGCCUUACACCCUCCGUACCCUGUGCUGGUGAUUAUCUUCAUUCUAGCAGGAUUUGGAAACGGGCUCGAGGAUGCCGCUUGGAACGCCUGGAUCGGCAACAUGGCGAAUGCCAAUGAGAUCUUAGGGUUUCUACACGGCUUUUACGGUCUAGGAGCUGUGCUCAGUCCACUUAUUGCGACAACGCUGAUCACCAAGGCUGGAUGGCCUUGGUAUGCUUUCUAUUACAUCAUGUUGGGUGGUGCGGCUAUAGAGCUGGCAACCUCUUUGGCUGCAUUCUGGCAAGCAUCAGCCACAGUCUACCGCGAAGGUACCCCGCGACAUGCUGCCGUCAAGGGAAGUAGGCUACAAGAAUCGCUUUCGAGCCGUGUUACAUGGGUGACCGCACUCUUCCUCUUAGGCUACGUUGGUGCCGAGGUUGCUCUCGGAGGCUGGAUUGUCACCUUCAUGAUCCGGGAGCGUAGCGGCGAAGCCUUCGCAUCUGGCAUGGUGGCUACGGGUUUCUGGAUGGGCAUCACGGUUGGUCGAUUCGUGCUUGGGUUUGUGACUCCAAGACUUGGCGAGAAGCUCGCCAUCACUAUAUACCUUCCUUUGACGAUGGCGCUCCAGCUGAUCUUUUGGCUCGUGCCCCAAUUCUACGUUUCCGCCAUCGCCGUGUCUCUGCAGGGCUUCUUCCUUGGCCCCCUUUUCCCUGCAGCUAUUGCCGCAUCGACGAAACUUCUUCCAGCCUACCUCCACGUAUCCGCUAUCGGCUUCGCUGCCGCGAUGGGAGGGGGCGGUGCGGCUAUAUUCCCUUUCGCUGUUGGUGCUGUGGCCCAGUCGAAGGGCGUCCAAGUCUUGCAGCCAAUCGUGUUGAUCUUACUUGUGGUGUUGUUGCUGCUGUGGCUGUCUCUGCCAAAGAUGAACAAGACGAACGAAGAAACAACUCAGGCUGAGGGAACUACUCGUUACUCGUGGACGAACUUCGAUGUCGAUCUGGUAGAUACCGGGACGAGGAUUAUCAAGAAGUCGAGGGCCAGUCUUCAGCCUACACAAAUUGCCGGAGCGAUAAGGGAAGCGAGGGAAAACAGAGCAGACAAAAAGUUUGCCAAGCAAGAGAUCAAGAAAAUUGUGAGAGAGACCCCGCCAUUCGCAGUCCUUCAAGGUGUUGAGCCUGACUCUAAUCAGCCACCGCCUUAUACGAACGUUCGGAUCGCCUACGGAUCGGCGCCUGCUCCCAGUCAGACGGAAAGAGAGCUUUAG
Messenger RNA from Coniosporium apollinis CBS 100218, 1719 nucleotides. RefSeq lists its product as uncharacterized. The record is from RefSeq and is a predicted model, not a curated record. Bases 1 to 1719 code for a protein of 572 amino acids. Lineage: Eukaryota; Fungi; Ascomycota; Dothideomycetes. The transcript is spliced from 7 exons. Gene Ontology annotation, biological process: transmembrane transport. Gene Ontology annotation, molecular function: transmembrane transporter activity. Gene Ontology annotation, cellular component: membrane.